AUGGAAUUCACUUCCAUAGGAGAGCUUUCCCCAAAUCAACGACCAUGCAAGCUCAAAUGUCGUGUUUCUCGACUGUGGGUUGCUACAAAUAUCAACACAGACAUCGUUUGCCACUUGGAUAUGAUCUUGCUAGAUUCACAGGGAAAUGACAUCUGGGUGCAAAUUCCACCUUUGCUCAUGAAGAUUUUCCAGCCACUUCUGAAAGAUCAGGAAGUUUAUACUUUCAGCAACUUCAAAGUCCAAUCCGCACCACAGGAAUAUCGACCGAUUGCUAAUGACAAUAUCAUCAUAUUUUCUGGGAAAACCUCUGUUCAACAAAUCCCAGACGUCCCUCGCUCCAUACCGACUUUCAAAUUCACAUUCAUGAAUGCAGCUCAAAUCAAAAGGAACCUUAAUAAAAUAGAUAUUCUAUCAGAUGUUGUUGGUCAGGUGCAACAUGUAUCAGAGCGUAAAACUUCAUGCAAGGGCGGUCGAAAAACUACUCGGAGACACAUCUCCCUGAAACUGAUUGAAGGGGAUGUUGUGUCUGUUGUUGUGUUUGGAAGACUUCUACCGCUUUUGGAGAGCUUUGUCAACGCUUCAGGAACAGCUUCUUUCGUAAUAGUUAUUACUUCCAUACGAGUUACACCAUUCCAGGGAGAUUGUUCUUUGUCCUCGACAUCCUCAACCUGUUUGUUCUCGAAUAUCGAUAUCCCUGAAGUCAAUGCCUUUCUAAAUGGGAAUAAUGAAAAUGCUGCACCUGUCUUGCUGGAGGAACCUUCUACUCCUGAAGUUCCCAUAGUUACUCUAGCUGAACUUCAGAACUUGAGCUUAGACAUGCAAAAUGAGGACAAUGUUUAUUCUGUUGAGGGUAAAGUUGUCGAUCUGCAUCCUUUGUGGUGUUACCUCAGCUGCCCUACAUGCGUCUAUAAAGCUCCAGAAGAUCAGGAUACCUACCAUUGUACAAAGUGCAACAAAACUACAACUAUCAAGGCUGCAAAGUAUCGUCUGCGACUUGAAGUUGUUAGUGAUGACACAUCGGCCUCUUUUGUCAUGUUUGAAAAUGUUGGCGAAAACUUUUUUGGGCUGCCUGCUAACCAGUUAUUCCUUGAAAAUGGUGGCUUGAAAGAUUCUCCACCGGAGAUUAUACUUAAAAUUCUAGGAAUGACUCUCAAGUUUCAUGUGAAAAUCAAAAUCAGCAUGUAUACAAGGAGCAAACCAGACUUCACUGUUGUCAAAAUUGAUCCAGACUCCAUAGAUGAUCUCCCCGCCACAUUGCAGAAGGCUGCCUCCACCCAGUCAAUUCACAGUGACAUUGAGAAUUCAAGGAGUUCUUCUCAAAUCUCAGACCCCCUGUGUACUGCAGUUAAAGACACUGAUGGCGAGAAAACCCCAUGCACUUCUCUCAAACGAAAGCAACCUAUUGAAUGA
This is a messenger RNA of Linum trigynum, 1410 nucleotides long. The record is from the annotation of a GenBank genome assembly. NCBI's taxonomy places the organism in Eukaryota, Viridiplantae, Streptophyta, Magnoliopsida, Malpighiales, Linaceae.